This is a messenger RNA of Coccidioides immitis RS, 2475 nucleotides long. RefSeq names its product dienelactone hydrolase. Lineage: Eukaryota; Fungi; Ascomycota; Eurotiomycetes; Onygenales; Onygenaceae. The record is from RefSeq and is a predicted model, not a curated record. The transcript has 3 exons. Bases 57 to 1244 code for a protein of 395 amino acids. Gene Ontology annotation, biological process: polyketide metabolic process.
ACAGGCUCUCUCCUUCAUUCUAGGAACAUGUGGAAAUCAAGGUCUACUCCUGAAAGAUGAAAGGCAUUCACGAAACAUUGCGCCGAAGGAGGAACUCUCUUCGUGAACGUUUCUCCCACCGACGUCAGCGGUCGUCAUCCCGAAGCCAUGAAACCGAAUCAUCGUGGCGCGAAACUGGAGCUCCCAAGCUGCUUCUGACCGCUAACGCCCUGUAUUUUGACCACACUCUUUUCCAGGACUUCAGAGAAGAGGGAUACGAUAUAGCAUACCUCCCCCAUGCUGCGCCUCCGAAGCAGUACAAGGAACAGCUGCAGAGAUUCGCCGAUGUUCUGGAAGAAGAGGAUCGAUAUGCAAUUGUUGCCUAUGGGGAAGCCGCUUCGGUUGUCCUCGAUGCCUGCAUGUCGCCAAUGCCGAGACUAUGCGCUGUCGUCGCAUACUAUCCUACCACCAUUCCUCUUGCAGGCUGUGGCUUCCCAUCUUCUCUAAAUUACCUAAUUCAUCUCGCAGAGUCGCAGCCCUUCUCUGGUAAAUUGAAUUGUUACACAUAUCACCGGUCGGACGUAGGAUUUGCAGAACACGAUUCGGCCUCAUAUGACCGAGUUAGUGCACAAUUGGCAUGGGGCCGGACAAUUGCCUGCCUAAGAAAGGGGUUUGAGGUCACUGUUGAUCUUGCGCCGUUCUUGGAGAACCAUAUGAAGGUGAAAUUUGAUGCAAAAGAUGUUGAUGCGACCAUGGAAACUGUAGCAGAUGACGCAUACGUAAAUUAUGUGCCUGUCAUGAUAGGAGGGAUUGGCGCAGUUGAGCUCCGUCGCUUCUACUCUGAAUAUUUUAUUCCCAGAAAUCCACCGUCACUUGAUAUACGUCUUAUCUCUCGGACAGUUGGCAUUGACCACGUCGUUGACGAAUUAUACUUGUCUUUCAAACACUCCCAAGAGAUUCCCUGGAUCCUCCCAGGCGUCCCUCCAACGGAUAGAUUCGUGGAAAUAGCACUAGUAAGUGUCGUUGGUAUCCGUGCUGGGAAGCUAUGCCAUGAAAACGUUUAUUGGGACCAGGCAAGUGUUUUGAUGCAAAUUGGCUUGUUGGAUCCCAAAUAUAUUCCACCAAGUUUUAAGCCGGUAGCUAGCUCCACGGGCAAAAUAUUCCAGUUGGAGAGAUUACCGGUGAUUGGAGGUGAAGGCGCCCGGAAAGUGUUGAAUCCUGAAUCAGAGAAAAGCAAUGGCUUAAUAACCAGCCAGGGAGUCUAAUUUGGAGAAGAAGUGCGUAUGAUGUUGUUACCUGUUUGGUCAAAAGUAUUUGGAUAUAACCAUUAUCUCGUAUCAUUGAUCUCUAAUAUCUAAAUCUAGUGUUAAUAUACUAAGACUCAAUAUUUCCAAGAUGUCUUCUCAUAAUUUCUCCAGCAACGGUCGCAGGCUCUUGAUAUCAGGGCUAACACCACCUUUGCUUUUCAGUGUUUUAAUGCUCGCCUGCUGUGCUAAGGGGAUGACAUUUUCCACUCGCGUCUUCUCUGCCCUGCCGCUAUUCUCUCCUACUGCUAGCGCCGAUACAAGCAAGCCGAGCAAAGUGUCACCAGCUCCAUUUACACUUACGACGUCCCCCUCUUCCAAUUUCUCUGCGGCUGGGAAAAGCCGCAUAUAUACCCCUCCAAUGCCAGUCUCGCUGUCGCCAUCACCACUUCCAGCAGCCCUACCAAGAAUGUAAGGGGCAUAUUCCGGGUUGGUAAGUCUCGAAUCUCUACUCGGUAACAGCUGCGUAAGUAAUGCUCCCUGCUUGCCUAGCUUGGUGACGAUGCAAGGGAUGAACGGUAACAGUUGGAUGCUCUGUUGCGGGAUGCCUUUAUCCACAAUGGCUGCCGAUGUAAGCGAAGUGAACCGGUCCCUUGAACCUGCGCUGGGGAGGGAAAAAGAAUUUAUGAUUUUCCACCAUUCUGGACUGUGGAAGAGGCCGGCCUCUCUUGCGGUAGUAUGUAUGGAAGCGAGCUCGAUACAAUUGGGUGUGAUUAUAUCGAUUAGGUGGUUGGUCGGUGCUGUGUGAAGAGGAUCGAAUAUCGGUUUAUUCCCGAUAUUCCCGGAUUUGGUUUUGGAAAAUAAACGGGUUGCUUUCAGAGCAGAGACAGGUUCGAAGGCAAUUUUAAUCCCGUGGGCUUUGCAUAGAGACACCCAUCUGCUCAUGGCCUCUGGACUCCAAUUCGCGUCAAUAACAGCCCACGUCGGGUUGGUACGAUGGAUCAUUGGCUCCCAAAAUUCAUCAAACUCGAGCCUUUCGCUUGGAAGCUCCAGAAUGCUCAUGUCAGCCAUGGCCAGGACAAGUUCUUUCUUAGCAUCAUUGACUGCAAUGUAUUGUGCCGUUCUAGCACCAGCAGCCGUUUCAAGAGUUUGAACACCUUCGAAGUGUAGAUUUUUAUCCACUUUUUGAAGAGCUGCGAGAGCGCUGCGACCACUAAUAUCGUUUGCUACCACGCUGCAAAAAAGAACAGAG